CUCGCCUAGUCUUAGGCAUCCAUGCAGAUCGAGACACUGCCAAGUUAUGAGUGCGCUGAUAUAAAGCUUAAGCUUUCUUUAAACUUUCAUCGAUUGUGUUCUAUCAAAUCGGAGACUUCUGGUGUCACACAGUGUUUUGACUUCAUUCGGCUUUCACAUUUCUUUUCUUCAGCACAGACGGUGGCGUAAAGAUUGAGAACUAUCGUUAAUCGAUUUACUGCCGACAUGACUUGGUUUACCGGUGCACGAGACACGUCUGAUAAAGGUUGGCAUUUUGAUGCUGUCAGUCUCUUGGCUGUAAUUGGGGAGUCCAUUAUCGAGAGGCAGAAGCAUCUUAUAGUGGCUUCACCAUUUAGUGUUCUCCCGCGACUUUUACCGGCGCCACAAGCCAUCUUGAACACGGAUUCGACAACCCAGCUGCCACCGUUUGAGAAUGUGUCUGUUACUAGUUUAUAUUCAGAGAUAACUGCCAAUCAAUUGGGUUAUUUCGCUGGCCUUAUUCAUUCGGUCGACAAAUUGGAACCAUUUGACUUUCGCGUUUAUUGCAUUCGUCACUCGGAACGCUACAUCACUGAAGCCAACAGCGAUAGACUGAAAAAUUAUCAUAAACCCACUAGAACGCGGAUCGGGCUAAAGUUGCUCUGUCCCAUGAAUAUUCUGACCUUGGCAUCUGUUCUCUGGACAAUUGGUUUGGCUGUUUGGUCGAUUGUCCUCCACGAUGGUGUCGGCUUGCUUGCCAUAAUCACUAUGUCAAUAUCCAGCAGCCUUUCAUGUCUUUCACAGCAAUUAUAUCCAGAACUGGAGAAAACUUCAAGACACACCAACGAUUCGAAAGGGGACCUUGUUAUCAAUACCCGAAAUGGGGCUUUUAUUGUCGUUCAGUGCACCGUGGAUAUUGCCCGGGAACUGUAUCUCGAGCAAGAACGGUACAGAUAUACCUUACGGCCGGACGCAACUCUCUUCAAAGUUCUGAUGGGAGCCAGCACCAUUCUACUUAUGGUCUCUGUGCUUCUCUCCAGUAACUGCGGAUGGACAAUGCAGACAGCUAUUGCUGUUACUUACAUCUUGUUGAAUCUGUGUUACUGGGCUCUUCCCGUGUUAUUUGAUGCGCGACUCUUCUGGGAUGUAGCUGCUCUUUAUGAAGUGGAGGUGAAGAACCAGAGGUGUAACGAUAAUUAUACGGUCGCACUCUGGAAUGCAAUUCAAGAAACAGGCGAGGUUGGUUGGGUUCGAACAGCUCACUUAUUACCUGAUUCAGAAGUAUGGGAUCAUUGGUUGGAGGAGGCAAAGGAAAAUAUCGACAAUAAACACUGGGAUCCUGAAGAGUCAAAGGACCGAUGGAUGACAGCGGCAUUAUAACAUCGACUCCCUAAAAC
Messenger RNA from Aspergillus eucalypticola CBS 122712, 1376 nucleotides. RefSeq lists its product as uncharacterized. The coding region runs from base 226 to 1359 and encodes 377 amino acids. The record is from RefSeq and is a predicted model, not a curated record. NCBI's taxonomy places the organism in Eukaryota, Fungi, Ascomycota, Eurotiomycetes, Eurotiales, Aspergillaceae. The transcript has a single exon.